AUGCUCUUUUCUUCCUCAAACGCUGCGCUGGCCGCCGCCGUGGUGCUUGCACCUCUCGCAAUUGCUGCACCUGCUACCAGCCCCAACCCCGCUCUCUAUGAGAGAGCCUUGAAUGAAGGCAAGGGCACUUGGUACGGUGAGAACUGUGGCGAAGAAGCUUGCUGGCAGCAGGGCGCUUGCGCCUUCACCGACUAUGUUCUUCCCUCCACUAUCGCAGGCUCUACCUGUGUCUCAGAGACCAUCUGGGCCAAUGGCGCCGAUUGUGGUGGGUGUGUCGAAAUAUCCUAUAAGGGUGGUGCUAAGAAGAUUGCCAUGGUCACCAACAAGACCGGUGGCGACAAGAACCACUUGGAUAUGUCUCCUGACAUGUUCUCCCAGCUCGCCAACAAGAACCUCGGCGAGAUUCCUAUCGAGUGGCAGUUUGUUCCUUGCCCCAUUACCGAUGGUCUUCAAAUCAAGAUGCACGGAGGUGCUUCUCAGUACUGGUUCGCUGCCACCGUCUUCAACGCUCGUCUCCGUACCACCAAGCUUGAGGUCAGUGCCGACAGCGGCAAGACCUGGAAGGCGACCACGAGAAACGUCAACAACUACUUCGCACUUUCCGGUAACGGCGGUACGAACACAAAGACUGCCUGGGUCAGAGUUACCUCCGAGAAUGGGGAUACCGUUGUUGUCAAGGACGUUGACAUGACUUCUGGCAAAACCACCAAGGGCACUGCCAACUACAAGGCUUAA
This is a messenger RNA of Aureobasidium namibiae CBS 147.97, 735 nucleotides long. RefSeq names its product barwin-like endoglucanase. The coding region runs from base 1 to 735 and encodes 244 amino acids. The record is from RefSeq and is a predicted model, not a curated record. The transcript has 2 exons. Lineage: Eukaryota; Fungi; Ascomycota; Dothideomycetes; Dothideales; Saccotheciaceae.